Messenger RNA from Phragmites australis (common reed), 760 nucleotides. RefSeq names its product protein PHOTOSYSTEM I ASSEMBLY 2, chloroplastic-like. NCBI's taxonomy places the organism in Eukaryota, Viridiplantae, Streptophyta, Magnoliopsida, Poales, Poaceae. The record is from RefSeq and is a predicted model, not a curated record. Bases 73 to 510 code for a protein of 145 amino acids. The transcript has 3 exons.
UGCGAGAGCCUUUCCCUCGUAAUUUUAUCCACACGAGGCGAAGGAGCGGUGGGGAAGCACAGCUCCUGCUGGAUGGCGCAAUGGAGCAGCGCGGCGAGCCUGGGCCGGUGGAUUGGCCCUUGGCGCUGCAGCACGUCGCUGCCGCCGUGCCGGGCGUCAGUGUCGGCCGUGCUGCCGCCACGGCGGGCGAGGAGAAAGGGCGGGAUCGGGUGCGCGUCCGUCCCACGGGAGCUCGGCGCGGCACCGGAGGCCGAGCAGGUUGAGGCGGACACGGAGCAAUCUCCAUGUGCUUCUGUGACUUGUCCCAAGGAAGAAGGUGUAGUCUGCGAAGGGUGCAGCGGCGCAGGGUGGCUGCUCUGCGACUUCUGCAAGGGGAAGAAGAACAACGUCAAAUCCGAGACCAGCCGGGUGUACCGCCGCUGCCCGACCUGCAAAGCCGCUGGCUACAUUCUGUGCCCAAGAUGCAGGGUGUACAAGUGCAUCACUUUUCCAGAGAGCAAUGAAUCGUGAUGGGCUCUGAACAGCGGGCUUAUUGGACGAGAUCUGCACAUCUGAUCAUUUCGAAAAAAAAUUCCUGCCUUUACCUUUUCCUUGCUGCUGGUGACUGCAUGGUUGGUCUUUAGUAGACCAUGUUUGCAGAACGGCAUACUAUGUACUUCUACUCGUGCUCUUUAUGUCAGGCAAUGCCUUCUCCUAGUUUGGUCAUUUCGAAAUACCAAUUUAUGGAACAUGGUAUCAUCUUCCGGAGCAUAUUGAUUCA